CGAUUACAGGGUUUGAUCGGCGCGUCCUACUACAUGCUACUACGCGCUUCUGAUUAGGUAGUUACAAAUGGGAUGUUGAAGUCGUGCGACCGACAGACUCCGACGAGAGGCCGUACUCUUUUGUGCCGGUUGUGAUUGCGAUCCGACGCUGACACACCGUCAGCGGCGUCGCAACGUCCAAGCCACCGACUGUAGCGGCGAGCAACUGAUUGCCUCGUCGGGAGAGGCGGUGUUUAUAUUGUUUACAACCCAUAAUGUGGUCAUUCUUUGCGAGAGACCCCGCCAAGGACUUUGGAUACGAGAUCGGUGAGCUUGUGCCCGGACUAGAAGAAAAAUCGCUCUGGCAGCUACACAAGGGAAAGAAAAAGGGAGGUGAUCAAGAUGUGUCCGUUUUCGUAUUCGAAGCGAAAGCAGGCAAUGAGAGCUUGCUGGACACUGCCAAGGCUUCUGUCAAAAGGCUCAAAACUCUAAGACACCCGAACGUCCUACAAUACGUUGACAGUCUCGAGACUGAGAAAGUGAUAUACCUAGUAACUGAAUAUGUGGAGCCCCUUGUUACACAUUUGGAGGUGCAAAAGAAAGACGAGGAAAAAAAACUAGGUGCCGCAUGGGGUCUUUACCAGGUUACGAAAGGACUCGGAUUCUUGACAGGAGACUGUGGCCUCAGCCAUAACAACAUUUGCUUAUCAUCAGUUUUUGUCAAUCGUGCUGGAGAGUGGAAGAUUGGCGGCGUAGAGUACAUGUGUCUUGUGACGGAGUCUCCACCAAGAAAAAACCUUUCCGCCUUGGAUGUCUACACACCUCCUGAACUUAAGGAUUCAUCCGCAUCCCACAGGCGGUCAGGACCAAAGUGGGCAAGAGAUAGCUGGGGUCUUGGCUGCCUGAUGUGGGAAGUUUUCAAUGGACCUUUGUUGAAGCCUUCUUCUCUUGAAUCUCCCGGAAAGAUCCCAAAAUCACUCACGCCUGCUUUUAACCAGCUGACAAAUUCAAACAUUAAUUCCCGCCCUAGUCCAGCAGAUGUCCUCACGAGGUGUCGAUCAGCUGGCGGGUUCUUCAAGAAUAGUUUUGUUGACACCAUGCUCUUCAUUGAAGAGAUUCAGAUCAAGGACACUACAGAAAAGAACAGGUUCUUCACAGGUCUCACAUCUGUCAUGGAUAAUUUCCCAACCAAUGUCUGCAAGUACAAGAUUCUCCCGCAACUUAUCAAUGCGUUUGAAUUUGGUGAUGCUGGCUCAGUCGUACUGUCACCUCUCUUUAAGAUUGGAAAACUGCUGGAUGCUGAAGAAUUCAAGAAAAAGAUUGUUCCCUGUGUUGUCAAAUUAUUUUCCUCAAAGGACAGGGCAACACGGGCCCGUCUCUUGCAACAGGUGGACCAGUUCGUUGACUACCUCAGCAAUGAUGUCUUGAACCAGGAGGUGUUUCCUCACGUUGUUCAAGGCUUCUCAGACACCAACCCGACGAUACGUGAGCAGACAGUCAAGGCAAUUGUGCACUUGGCACCGAAGCUGAGUUACAACAACCUCAACGAGGAAGUGAUGCAACAUUUUGCACGACUUCAGUCCAAGGAUGACCAGGGUGGCAUCCGAACAAACACCACUGUGUGCCUUGGAAAGAUAGCUGGACAUCUUCACCCUCAGGUGCGACAGAGGGUGCUAAUAGUAGCGUUCACGCGUGCCAUGCGGGACCCAUUCCACCCGUCGAGGAUGGCUGCCAUCUUGGCCCUGUCCGCCACCCAGGGCUACUUCACCCUCAAGGACUGUGCUACCAGGGUACUUCCAGCUCUGUGUGCCCUCACGAUGGACCCCGAAAAGACAGUCCGGGACCACGCAUUCAGCGCAAUCAAGGGUUUCCUGGGAAAACUAGAGAAGGUGUCCGAGGACCCCAGCCUUGCCGAGCAAAUGGAGGCAGAUGUAAAUGCAGCCAGCUCGAGCGUGCCAUCAAGCCUGGCUGCCAGCUGGGCUGGUUGGGCAGUGACGUCACUAACGUCCAAGUUUUACCGCUCAAAACCCACAGCAGGUGCCCCUGCACCUGGUACAACAGGCAGUGGAGAGGCACAGUCCCAGCCGUCUUCAAAUGCUACUUCACCCACCACAGAGAGCACCGCACUGCAUGAUCGCCGAGCAUCAGAGGACGCCGGUGUCGACUCUGGCUCGGGGGGUGACGACAAGUGGGAUGACCAAGACGACUGGGGAGAUAUGGAGGAAGACACUAAAGGCAACUCUGGGAAAAGUGGAGCAUCGCCAAAGGAACGUGCCCCCUCGGGGCAAGACGGCUGGGACGAUGGCGACUGGGAGAGCUUCGAAGAAGAGCCUACCCCUCCUUCUGAAGCGCCUUCAAGCAAGUCUAGUUCCGAGCCCAAGCCUCUGGACGCAAGGCUAACUAGUUCCUAUAACUGGGGCACAACUCGAGACACUGAGGAGGAUUUCUUUUGUCGUGCAGCCGGACUAGGAGCCACAAAACAGCCACCUAAACCCACGGCAGCCAGUUCGAAGCAAAGCCCAAGCUCUGAAAAUGCAUGGGAAAAUGAUGACUGGGACAAGUGGGGUACCAGCAAAGGCCCGACCCUUUCUGGCAAGGGUGACUCAAAGAGCGAGGAAUCGCGGCAGCAAAGGGAAGCCAAACGUCAGCAGCGGCAAAAGGAACUGCAAGAGCGGAGAGCAGCCCGCCAAGCUGCAGGGCCCAUGAAACUAGGUGUCAAAAAGGAAUUCUAAGACAACUCAACACAUGUGAAUAAAUGCUAUGUUUCAGAAUGUUUUAA
Messenger RNA from Dermacentor andersoni, 2758 nucleotides. RefSeq names its product N-terminal kinase-like protein yata (gene yata). NCBI's taxonomy places the organism in Eukaryota, Metazoa, Arthropoda, Arachnida, Ixodida, Ixodidae. Gene Ontology annotation, molecular function: ATP binding; protein binding; protein kinase activity. Gene Ontology annotation, biological process: protein phosphorylation. The record is from RefSeq and is a predicted model, not a curated record.